This is a messenger RNA of Glarea lozoyensis ATCC 20868, 2493 nucleotides long. RefSeq names its product ARM repeat-containing protein. Lineage: Eukaryota; Fungi; Ascomycota; Leotiomycetes; Helotiales; Helotiaceae. The record is from RefSeq and is a predicted model, not a curated record. Gene Ontology annotation, biological process: post-transcriptional regulation of gene expression. The transcript has 4 exons. Gene Ontology annotation, cellular component: cytoplasm. Bases 1 to 2493 code for a protein of 830 amino acids. Gene Ontology annotation, molecular function: mRNA 3'-UTR binding.
AUGUCUGCCACGGCUGCCACGGGUUCCCCAACCUUUCGUCGGGCAGCAGCCAGCAGAAGCAUUUCUCAAGAAAACUCUGGUGUUUCUGACGACAAACUGGGUGUCCGCUUUGACAGCCACAAUACAAUUUCACUCAAGAAAUCUUCCACAGCAUUAUCUACAAGCAAACUUGGAAAUCAAGCAGCCCCAAAGAAGAUGAAAAUCAACCAUGAAUCAGCACCGACAACCGAAAUCAGCCCUAUGGAAAAACUGCUUGCGAAACUUUCUGAACAAACUGCUGCCAUCAGCAAGCAACAUCAAGAAGCUCUGAAGUCAUCGGAGGAGAGCACUGCAUAUACGCGUACUGUCGAGUAUAUAUCCUCCGCAAGCUCUGCGGCUCCAGUCUCUACAUUGCCAAUCACUCCAGUCACAGAGACCCAUAACAACAGUGCAGCCACUAGCACUAGAGCUCCAAGCAACACGGGUGAUUCUGGCUCUGAAGGCGGCGAAGAGGUCCUACGCCUGAAACUCGAGCUCGAGGCUGCCAAAGUCAGAAUGGCUCGGAUGGACGAAGAACUUGCUCAGAGCAGGAUCACAAAACACACCAUCGACCAAGCCAUGGGCCCGGUCUCGGAGGCUGAUUUCUCCAUGAGUUCAGAGAUGUCUAACCCGCAACUCUCUCGAAUCCAGCAAUCAAUCAACGUUGGCCCUCGUCCCCAGAUGCAACGUGAUCAUUCGUGGACAGCACAAGAUGAUGCUCGCUCAGAUACAAGCGAUGCACUUUCUGCUGGGGGGCUAAACCGCUCCCGCAAUAUCUGGGGAAACAGCGGCAAACCUGGCUAUAGUGGCUUUGCGGGUGCUGUCCCAGCUUUUCAACAGCCAGAGUCUCUGAAUUCUGGCCAGUGGCUCAACCGUGGCGUUGGUCAACCAUUCAUCGAGGGCCCUCUUCCAUAUUCUGGUCCCCCAGUGAACGGCUUUGGGGGUGAACGAUUACCCCCGGAUUCCGACUUUCUUAUGGCACCGCCAAUUGGCCGCCGUCAGGGUGGUAAUAACCGUUUAGGUCGUGGAUCAUUCCCAUAUGCAAGCAGCAACAGCUCUUAUGAUGGAUACACGCCAGCAUCUACUCUCUAUGGCUCGGUUGGGGGUAUGGCUGGUGGUGUCGCUCCGAUAGGUAUGGGUUCUGGAAUGAACAUGGGCGGUAGUAUGUAUGGCGGCUACCAACCACAACCCAUUGGCACUCCGCUUUCUCCCAUGGCUCCGGAGUUUACUUCUGGCACUGGGGGAUGGAAGAACGAGGUGAACACAUCCUUCUAUACCGCCAUGGAGUAUACUGAUACUGUGCAGGCUGGAGUUUCUGAAGGUCAGACCUUCUUGCCGACCACAGAGCCUCUCAAUUAUCGCCGACUACUCGACCGUACUGUUAACUGCAACUGGAAAUAUAUCGUCGAUAAGAUAGUUUGCAACAAUGACCAGCAGGCAUCCAUAUUUCUCCAGCAGAAGUUGAAGAUUGGCACGACGGAACAAAAAUAUGAUAUCGUUGAAGCCAUAGUUGCUCAAGCAUACCCGUUGAUGAUCAACCGGUUUGGCAACUUCUUGGUUCAGCGAUGCUUCGAGCACGGGACUCCUGAUCAAGUCAUCAAGAUCGCAGAAGCCAUUCGGGGCAAUACCUUGAGUCUCUCCAUGGACGCAUUUGGAUGUCACGUCGUUCAGAAGGCUUUCGAUUCCGUCCCCGAAGAUUACAAAGCAAUCAUGGUUCACGAGUUACUCCGUCGUAUUCCCGAGACAGUCAUUCACCGUUACGCGUGUCACGUCUGGCAGAAGCUUUUUGAACUCCGUUGGACUGAAUCGCCACCCCAGAUCAUGAAGUUUGUGAAUGACUCGCUUCGAGGUAUGUGGCACGAAGUGGCUCUGGGCGAGACAGGAAGCUUGGUUGUCCAAAACAUAUUUGAGAACUGUCUCGAGGAAGACAAGCGUCCCUGCAUUGAAGAGGUUCUUGCGAGCAUUGACAUCGUUGCUCAUGGACAAUUCGGCAAUUGGUGCAUUCAACAUAUCUGCGAACACGGAGCCCCUGCAGAUCGCAGUAGAGCCAUUGAUCAUGUCAUUCGUUACGCUUCCGAGUAUAGCAUGGAUCAAUUCGCUUCCAAGGUAGUCGAGAAGUGUCUCAAGAUUAGAGGUGUUGACUUCCUUGGCCGCUAUCUUGACCGUGUUUGUGAGGGUCGUCUUGACCGACCUCGUAUUCCACUGAUUGACAUAGCUAGCGACCAGUAUGGAAACUAUCUCAUUCAGUACAUCUUGACACACUCCAACCCUCAGCAUCGCGAGAUUGUUGCGCAACACAUCCGAAAGCACAUGGUAUCUCUCCGUGGAUCCAAAUUCGGCUCCCGCGUUGGCAUGCUUUGCACCAAUCCAGCCAUUCAGACGCGACCUGGACCUGGCGUUGGACCUGCUAUCAGCGCUCCUACCCCACGCAUCCCUCAACAGCCUCCUCGGUACGGGGGUGGAGCGUAUCGUUGA